AGAGUGAGAGAGAGAGGGAGGAGAGCUAAUCAGCUAACAGUUGGAGGAAGGGUUUUGCAGCUCAGCUGAUUGGAGUGUGGAUGCUAUUAAUGGAUUGAUUGAAUUUUAAUUCGAUUGUUUACGUCUAUGGAAUUGUGGAAUUGAACAUAAUCUGCAAACUUCCUAUAUUGCUGAAUGCGUUUGUUCUGUGCAAUUUAACCAUUUCUUCUGCAUUUUACUUGAACGGUUGUGCAUUUUUAGGUGCAUUGUGUUUUUUCAUGAAUGACUCAGUUUUAUGUUUGUGUGUGUGUGUGUUUUUUCUCUGUUGGUGAGAGUAUGUAUAUAGAUAUACAUCUGUUUUGUUGAUUAUUGUAUCGAUUUUUGUCAAUUCAGAUUUGCUUGAAAAUAGGGAGGAUAUUAACUCUGUAAUGAUCAGUUUGUUUCAUGCGCGUUGCUCAACAAUACUAUCAAGGGCUGGCAAUCAUGUUUUGCAUAGCCAUUCUUGCGUAUUUCUCGAUCCUUCAUGGAAAGCAAGCUUCCGAAUUUCGGGUGUUAGGACAGUGAGCUUGGGAUUUCUUUUGACAAGAAGUCGAGUUCGGUGCUACGCUUCAAAAAAACCUGGUGGAGCUAGCUCUCGUCGAAAAGGUGAUCCUAAACAACUUGUGAUGGACAAGGAAGAGUUUUUUGUUGUCCGUAAAGGUGACCUUGUUGGUGUUUACAGAAGCUUGAGCGAUUGUCAGGCUCAAGCUGGAACCUCGAUUUGUGACCCUCCAGUCAGUGUGUAUAAAGGCUGUUCCAUGCCUAAGGAUACAGAGAACUAUCUCCGAAUUCAUGGUCUAAAAAAUGCUCUGUACUCUAUCCGAGCUUCGGAUCUCACUGAUGAUCUGUUUGGAACUCUUGUGGCAUGCCCUUUUCAGCCUUCUUCUAGAGAAGGUGAAGCGCCUUGCCAGCCAGCAAAAAAGAAGUUGGACAAAGAUUCACAUUCAAAUUAUGGGGAGAUUAUUUCCUCUCGAACUGUGACUCUUUCCAAAUCCAAGGAGCGAACCUGCACUCUUGAGUUUGAUGGUGCUUCAAAGGGAAAUCCCGGACAAGCUGGUGCUGGAGCUAUACUCCGAUAUGAUGAUGGAAGUGUGAUUUGUAGAUUGUCCGAAGGUAUAGGGAUAGCAACCUGUAAUUUUGCUGAAUACCGGGGUGUUAUAUUAGGACUGAGAUACGCAGCUGAUAAAGGUUUUACAAAUAUUCGAGUUCAAGGUGACUCCAAACUCGUGUGCAUGCAGAUUCAGGGUCUAUGGAAGGUUAAAAGCGAAAACCUCUUGAAUCUGUACAAGGAGGCAAAGGAAUUGGUGGAUAGAUUCCGUUCGUUCCAAAUUGUGCAUGUCCUCAGGGACUUGAAUUCCGAGGCUGAUGCUCAGGCUAACAUAGGCGCCCAACUUGCCGAAGGAGAAAUUCAGGAGGAUUUCGACUAGUAGUUGGGCGCGGUAGAUUCUCAGGCCGAUGAAGUUUUAGUCGAGAACCGGUAUGAUUCUGGUAGCUCUAAAUUAAGGUGUUCAUAUAUAUAUAUUUAUGUAUGUAUAUUGUGCUACAUUCUUUUUAGCUACGGAAUUUGCAGGUAACAUUGACACCUACUGAAAUUUGGAACUUGUGAUUUUUUGUUGAAUCUUUCUGUAAAUUUGUAUAGGCUUUUUGGAAUUUUCGUGCUGGAAAUAGUGAAUUUUGAUUUUGUUUUC
Salvia miltiorrhiza (redroot sage) is the source of this 1706-nucleotide messenger RNA. RefSeq lists its product as uncharacterized. NCBI's taxonomy places the organism in Eukaryota, Viridiplantae, Streptophyta, Magnoliopsida, Lamiales, Lamiaceae. Gene Ontology annotation, molecular function: RNA-DNA hybrid ribonuclease activity; nucleic acid binding. The coding region runs from base 408 to 1445 and encodes 345 amino acids. The record is from RefSeq and is a predicted model, not a curated record. The transcript has 9 exons.